Messenger RNA from Cuscuta epithymum, 4048 nucleotides. Lineage: Eukaryota; Viridiplantae; Streptophyta; Magnoliopsida; Solanales; Convolvulaceae. The record is from the annotation of a GenBank genome assembly.
CAAACACUUCAACUUUUACAUUUUAAUCACAAUCACUUCUAUUCUCAAACACUACCUACUUUUACUAUAAAUUACUUUUCCAAAAAUCUCUUAAAAAAACCACUUUUGAAAAGCACAAGCAAUCGCAAACACUCCUUUGUGGGUAAUUUUAUCCAUCCCUUUUCUCCUAAUACCCAACUUUACCCUUCUCAUUUCUCAACCAUCCCCAAUAUCUCUCUGUCCUCUCCGUCUCUGUGUCGCACAUCCCCUUCGAAAACUUAGUUCUUGAAGGCUGCUCCAGCCCUCUGUUGUUCAAGUUACAUUGUAAACUAUGGAGAAAAACUAGCACUAAUCAUUACAGCACAAAAGCAGCACCGUACAUUUCCAGAGAGUUAAGUUUCGUUUUUGUAGUUCAGAUACACAUACAAACUAAAUUAGAGUUGUAGGUAUCAGAUUAUACGGAAGGAAGGGUUAGAAUCGAAAAGGUUAGAAUCGAGGAGCUCUGGAGUAUGAGAAAGCUGUUCACAUGGAAGGAAGCUGGGUUAGGUUAUACAGAGCAUUUCGAUCGAUGGGAAGGUGAACAAGAGGAAGGAUAUUUUUGUACAUUCAGAAAAAUAAAAUUUCACAAUCACAUUCAGAAAAAUAACAUUCCAACUUUAACUUUUACAUUUUAAUCACUUUUAUUAUAAAACACUCCCAACUUUUACCAUUAAUCACUUUUUCAAAAAUCACUUUUCAAAAUCACUUUUUGAAAACAUAGCAUGAGUCUUUGGUUAUAUUGUUAAUCCUAAGAAUACUGUCAAGCAAGUGGGCGUGCCGGAGUGGUUAUCGGGCAUGACUAGAAAUCAUGUGGGCUUUGCCCGCGCAGGUUCGAAUCCUGCCGCUCACGUUUCUUUUUUGUUUCAGUAUUCUUUACUUCAUUGAGUAUUAUAUGUUACUCUCUAUUUUUUUUUUUUUUUUUAAUUUUCAGUCUUGAUCUUCCAUUAAAGACAGACACUAACGUCCACGGAGCUCAACGAAUAUACAGCCAGGAGACGGCAUCACUGACGUUUUCCCGUUUCUUUUCUUAAGACUUCGCUGAUAGAUUUAUAGAUCGAACAAACAUUUGGAUUACACAUUUGUAUCACGAGUAGUUCUCUGAUGAAGCCCACCAACCGAUUUUAUAGAAGGGAAUGAAAAGGUCGAGAAUUAUCAGCUCAAUUGUUUUACUUUCAGUCCCGCUGCGAUUUCAUGGCAUCAACAAGCAAAAACUCGACCCCACUGGAUGAGGAUCAGGGAGAGGCGUUUGAAUAUUUUGAUGAUUUCACUUUGGCAUCUUCAUGGGAAAGGCUCAUAUCUGAGGUAGAGGCGGUUUGCAGACAAUGGCUUGCUGAUGGCCCGAGAAAUUUAUUGAAGGAUGCUGUUCCGUUGGAAGCCCCUGAAGGACUUCAUAAGGUCAAAUCUGAACUUAAGUGUGCUACUAAAAGCUAUCUGAUGGAGUACUAUUUUGACACUAAUAGUGAUGGAAAACUCAGUGAUUGGACUCAUGCACUGCAUGGUUUGCAGCUCUCCUUUGCGGUGAAAAACUUUCUGGUGAUUGCUCCCCAAAGUGCAAGUGGUGUGCUUCUUGAUAGACCAGAGGCCACCAAGCUGUUAAGUGCAGUUGCUAUUGCACUAUCCAACUGUUCCAGUUCGUGGCCCGCUUUUGUUCCAGUUCAUGAUCCAUCUCGUAAAGCUUUCAUUGGUAUUCAGAAUGUGGAUACACAUCUCACAAGAAGAUUUGAGGCUGACCGUAUGGGUAGUCAGGUUCCUGUGACGCUAUUGCACUAUGAGGGAUUAUUUGAGCUAUUUGUUUCAAAAUUUGCCUUCAAUACGGAUUUUUCAAUGCAUCUUUUUAAAGUGAACCUCAAGGUUAAGCUGACCUACAAGUCGCUUCCCAGUGAUGAUGAGGAUGAUACCCAAGAAAAUGAUGCUGAAAAACUAGAAUCUGAUGAGGGUCCUAUAAACUACAGGCAUAACAAGACACAGUGGGAUGAUGAUUGCCCUUGGAGUGAAUGGUACACAGUUGAGGACCCAAUAAAGGGAAUUGAAUUGUAUGCUCUAUGGCCUGAGAAAACAGUUGGAAGCUCUGCAGAUAUGGCGGAAUUUGAAAAUGCUUCACCCUUUGAUGCUGAGAAGUGGUUGAUAUCUCCAAAUUUAUCUGAGGCUCUCAGAAAUAAUCGGAAAACCAUUGGAUUUGCAUCACAAUUGCAUUGUUUAGUUGCUGCUCUGGAUAAGUCAUUUCAGGCUCAAUUCAUAGAAGAUUUUGUAUCAGUUGAGAAGUCUGGCUCUGAAGGUUUAAAGUCUACUGCUGUCGUACCUCCACCAACAGUUCUUGAUCGUGUGCUCAAAGAUCUUUUUAAUGAGGCUGAUGAUGUGCAACUUGGUUCCCCUGAAGACGAGCAUAAGAGUUCUCGAGCCAUCAAAGGCGCCCCUCUUCAAUCACUUUUUGCACAGUUCUGUCUUCAUGCUCUAUGGUUUGGAGAUUGCAAUAUACGGGCUAUUGCUGUACUCUGGAUAGAGUUUGUAAGAGAAGUUCGUUGGUGUUGGGAAGAGUCACAACCAUUGCCCCGAAUGCCAGCAAAUGGUGUAAUUGACUUGUCAACUUCUUUGGUUAAUCAGAAAUUGCACAUGCUUGCGAUUUGCAUAAGUAAGAAACAGCAACAGAACCGAAGGCAUCAUGAAGAAGGUGAAAACCAUGAUAUGCUUCGUGCUCAUGUAAAGGAAGAUAAUGAUGUUCAGAGAGAGGUAUAUUCUGAUGGAGUCGUGCAUGAUUCUCUUGGGGAACGUAAGAGGAGAGGAUCUGCUGGUAAAGUGGGCUCAAUGAUGCUUCUGAAAUCACAACAAAGCAUGCACACUCCAUACACCCAGGAUCCACUGCUUAUGACUGAGGACAUGCAUGAAGAACGUCUCCAGGCAGUUGAAGCUUUUGGCAAUGCCUUUAGCUUUUCAGCCAAGUUGGAAAAAGAGGUUCUGUCAUCAGAUAUGUCUGCAUUUAAAGCAGCAAAUCCAGAUGCUGUAUUUGAAGAUUUUAUCAGAUGGCAUUCACCUAGAGACUGGGAAAUCAGUGAUAAUGAAGCAAUGGGAGGGUCAAGAGAAGAGUGGCCUCCGCAAGGAAGACUUUCAGGAAGAAUGUCAGAUAAAGGGAAUUCUUGGAGAAUAAUUUGGAACGAAGCCCUCCCUUUGCCAGCUUCUGAACAGAAACCUCUUCUGGAUCCAAAUCGUGAAGGUGAAAAGGCUCUUCAUUAUUUAGAAACUUUGCGACCUAAUCAGUUGUUGGCCCAAAUGGUUUGCACUUCUUUCAGAGCAGCAGCUGACACACUAAAGCGGACAACUUAUGGAAGUUUGAAACAUAUGUCAACAAAAAUUGACCAACUCUACCUCACCUUGGCAUCAACCUUGAGAUGCUUCCAAAAAAACAGUCUUUCAGUUGAUCAUGAAAUUAUUGAUGACCUGAACCGGCUUUCUUCCAUCUUUGAACAUGUGGAGAAGUUGGUCACCUUUGCUGCUUCUCUUCAUCGUAAGUUCAUGCAGGCCCCACGCUUGUCUGAAGCAAUUUUCAAUGACUAUUUCAACUUCUAUAUUCCUAGAAUGGGAACUGCCUCAGCUGGAAAUUAUACCAAGGAGUUCACAAAGAUGCAACGGGUAAGGCGCCGUGAGAGAGAGGUUGUUGCAAACAUGUUCACCCUGCCCACCGCCAACCAGUCGUGGAGGAAAGUGUUGAGCAUGGGGAAUCUACUAAAUGGGAACGAACCAAUCCUAAGAGAAGUCAUAUUUUCCAAAAGAGAAACAUUAAGAGGAAGUUAUUAUGCUACAAAUAAUACUCCCAAAAACUGUGAGCAGGAGGAUAUAGAGACACAUAGGAUGUAUAUAUGUGGAACGUCAAACGAUCUAAGUGUAGCACUUACAGUUUCCUCUUGUGACUAACUCUGUCUUGCAAUGAAAUUUGUACCUUUCAGUUUCGUUGACUUGUAAAUCAUGUUCAUUUCCUUGCACACAAAAAUCGUUUACCUCGUUUCUGUCUAAAUAUUAUGAAAGUUUUCUACUGUAU